Molecule: messenger RNA, 4150 nt
Organism: Xiphophorus hellerii (green swordtail)
Lineage: Eukaryota; Metazoa; Chordata; Actinopteri; Cyprinodontiformes; Poeciliidae
Product: mucin-2
Exons: 27
Coding region: 506-4150 (1214 amino acids)
Cellular component (GO): extracellular matrix
Molecular function (GO): protein binding
Source: RefSeq, a predicted model, not a curated record
CAUAGAUUAAGUAUUAGCCAUCUUUGAAAGCUCACAGCCAUUUCUUCUUGGUAGACUAAAAAAGGAAAUGUAAAAUAAAAUGUUAAAAACAUAAAACAGCAGUUGUUCUUAAAAUAUUUCGGAAUUUGUUAGUUCUGGCACUAUAUAACUAUUUCAAACCAAAAUUGUAGUUAUUAUUGCCAAUAAGUUGCAUCUAUCAUGGAUAUGAUAUUAAAUGGUAAAUAGAAUGGUCAAACUUUGAGCAAACAAAGCAUAAUCUUAUUUGUAUUCUUCAGAAGUGUCUCAUAUAUUUGCCAGUUUAACGUUCUGCCAUGCUUGACGUAGAGAAAAAACAUCACAGCAUUUGUGAAACUAGUCACAUAAUUUCAAAUUAUUGACUUUAAUACGCAAUGACCACACAAAAAGGUGGUUCUAAAGUUGCAUGGAAAUUUAGAUGUUUAUAUAAAGCCUUGACUGUCUGCCUCGCUUUCAUCUGCUUUGGGACCACAAGCCCUCAGCAGCAACCAUGAAGUGGACGGUGGUGUGGUUGUGUUUCUUCAGUUUUUCUGUUGCAAUUCAAGCCAAACAGGUUCGCAACCAUGUCAACAACAUCUGCAGCACUUGGGGCAGACAGCACUUUAAGUCCUUUGAUGGUGAUGUGUACCAGUUUCCUGGCUUGUGUGAGUACAACCUGGCCAAGGACUGCCAUGGUUCUGACCCCAAGUUCUCAGUGAACCUUAAAAGGGAGGAAAAUGAUGGAAACAUUGCAAUAAGUUACAUAUUAAUAACUAUCAAUGAAAAUGCAUUCUUCCUAAACAAGACCCAUGUCACUGAAAACAGCCAACUAGUCAGCCUUCCACAUUACAGUAGAGGCGUAAGGGUGGAAGAAAGUGCAUUUUACAUCAGUUUUCAAGCUUCAAGAGUUGGCAUCACUGUCAUGUGGAACCGUGAAGAUGCAGUCAUGGUGGAAGUUUCAAAGAACUAUAGAAACAAAACCUGUGGACUUUGUGGAGACUUCAAUGGUGUUCCUGUCUAUGAUGAGUUCAUUGUCAAUGGUUUUAAAAUCAGCCCCAUUGAAUUUGGAAAUAGCCAUAAAAUUCAUCUGCCAAAUGAUGACUGCAAAGACCCCCAUGAAGACGUAGACGAAUCAUGGAAGUCUGGAAAUGUUUUAAGUUCUUGCAAGAAUUUUCAAACCAGCUGUGAAAAAGCAUUUCUCUCCGAAUCCUGGAGUUCAUGCAAUGAACAAAUUGACCCUGAAGCUUAUAUUCAUGCAUGUGUCAUAGACAUGUGUGCCUGUAACGACAAUACCAGUGACUCCUGUGUUUGCAGCACAAUGUCUGAGUUUUCUCGUCAGUGUUCCCACGCAGGCGGACAGCCACCCAACUGGAGAUCUAAAUUGUGUGGUAAACAGUGUCCCUACAACAUGCAGUAUGAAGAAAGUGCUUUUCCUUGCAUGGAUACUUGCAAACAUCAGGACACAAGAUUAGUGUGUGAGGACCACAAAAUAGAUGGCUGCUUUUGUCCUUCCGGAACGGUGUUUGAUGAUAUUUCUGAGAGGGGCUGCAUCCCUCUGUCUGAAUGUCAGUGCAAGCAUGACAAAAUCUACAACUCCGGAGAGGUUUACCGUCAUGAAAAUGCAAACUGUACUUGUUCAAAAGGGAGAUGGGAAUGUGAGAACUUUGAGACACCUGUUGCCACAUGUGCAGUUGAGGAAGGUUCACAUUUCACAACAUUUGAUGGUACAGCCUUUACCUUUCAUGGAAACUGUCGCUAUACCCUGGCCAAGGUGGAAAGCAAGGAUGGAGCAAGUCCAAAUUUUACCAUCCGAGCCUUGCUGGAACCAUGUGCCCAAGAAAAGUAUGACACUUGUUUGAAGGCUUUAAAACUCCAUCUGGACGAUGAUUAUGUCUUAAAGUUCACAUCUGAUGGAACUGUUCAGCGUGAUCAAAAAACCUUGACUUUGCCGUACUUCUCAGGGGAAAUUAGAAUAUUUCAUGCUUCUUCCAUUAACAUCUUGCUUUAUGCCAAGUUUGGACUACAAAUUCAGAUCCAACGUUUACCUGUCAUGCAAGUCUACAUCAGUUUGGAAAAUAGCUACAAAAAUAAGACAAAAGGUUUAUGUGGUACCUUCAACGAUGUCUCUAAUGACGACAUGAUGACUCCACAGGGGGUCAUUGAAGGAUCUCCAUUAACUUUCAGUAACUCUUGGAAGGCUAACACACCAUGCUCAGAUAGAGAGGAAAGACUAAAUAAUCCCUGUGAUCAGAGUUUAAUGACUGAGGAUUAUGCCAAACACUGGUGCGAAAUGCUUCAAAAUCCAAAUGGUACAUUUGCAAACUGUCAUUCAGUAUUGGAUCCUAAAAUAUACUAUCAGCGUUGCCUUUAUUCAACCUGUAACUGUGAAAACAGUGAGGACUGCUUAUGUGCUGUCUUGACAUCUUAUGGUCGAGCUUGUGCAGCAAAGGGGAAGUUUGUGGCAGAUUUUCAAAAUGUUUGUGAGAAAUACACAAAGAGCUGUCCAUCAACUCAGAUCUUCACUUACAAUCACCAGAGAUGCCAGCUGACCUGUAGUUCACUGAGCUCAGGACAGCAGAGCUGCACUUCACAUUUCUUGCCAGUGGUUGGCUGUUUCUGCCCUGAUGGUCUCUAUCUGAAUGAAAAAGACACUUGUGUACCCAAAGAAGAAUGUUCCUGUUUCCAUAAAGGAGAAUACAUUGAGUCAGGAAAGUCUAUCGACAUCAAUCGUGAGCACUUUGUGUGCACAAAUGGAAGACUUGUUUCCCAUUCUCAAAAUAACAGCCCCCCAGAAUGUAAACAUCCAAAAGUGUACUUUAACUGCUCCAAAGCUACCCCUGAAAGACCCGGACCACAAUGUGCUAAAACUUGUUUAAAUCUGGAAAAUGUUUGUGACCCAUCAGAGUGUGAAUCUGGCUGCAUGUGUCCAGCCAAUCAGCUUGAUGAUGGCAAUGAUUCCUGUGUAAAAAAUGUAAAAGAGUGCCCAUGUCAGCAUAAUAGUCAGUUUUAUAAUCCUGGCAAUCACAUUUUUCAAGAUUGCAACAGAUGUACUUGCAAAAGUGGAAAAUGGGACUGCACAAAAAAUAAAUGUUCAAAAUCCUGCAUUAUUUAUGGAAGUGGCCAUCACAAGACAUUUGAUGAAGAAGAGUAUGAGUUUCAAGGAAAAUGUUCCUAUGUUGCUGUCAAGAACAAAUGUUCCAAUGAAACAGUAAAUAACAUCUUUCAAGUUAUCACAGAAGAUGAACUAUGUGGAUCGACAGGCACAACCUGUUCCAAAACUGUACUAAUUCAGCUGGGGACAGCUGAAAUCAAGCUCUCGGAUGGAAAAUUUGAAGAGAAUAAUUUAGGAAAUAACCGCGACAUAUAUAGCAUAAGAAAGCAAGGCUUAUAUAUUGUGGUGACAUCCAAGAUUGGUCUGACGGUGAUAUGGGAUCGCAAAACAUUUUUUCUGAUCCAACUGGACCCAAGAUUCAACGGUAAAGUGUGUGGCCUCUGUGGAAAUUUUGAUGAUAAUAGAAACAACGACUUCACUACCCAGAGUGGGAUGUUAGUGACCAGCCCAUUGGAAUUCGCAAACAGCUGGAAAGUGGGUAGUGCAUGCCCAAAUGUGGAGGAAAACAUUGAUGCAUGUAAAAAAGCACCCCAUCGAGAGGCUUGGGCGAAAUUGAAAUGCAGCAUUAUAAUAGAUGAAUUCAAAGAAUGUCAUGUUGAGGUAGAUCCCCAUCCAUUCUAUGAAAACUGUGUUAAAGACACAUGUGCCUGUGAUUCUGGAGGAGACUGUGAGUGUUUCUGCUCAGCUGUUGCAGCUUACGCCCAAGCUUGUAAUGAGGCUGAAGUAUAUGUUGCAUGGAGAACUCCAGACAUCUGUCCUAUCUUUUGUGAUUUCUACAACAAUCCAAAUGAAUGCACAUGGCACUACUCCAGCUAUCCUCCAACACACUACAGUCCCUGUUUGAACUGCAGCCAAACUGUCCUAAGACUUGAAGGCUGUUAUCCUAAAUGUCCAGAAGAGAAGCAGUGGUUUGAUGAGAAAAAACAGCAAUGUGUUGAAGUAUGUGACGAGAUACCAUGCUUUCCAAAUACAACAAACACAACUACAACUGAAACACCAACUACAACCACAACUACAACUGAAACACCAACUACAAUGGUUUGA